GUUUAGAUGAGACGAUUGGAAAAUUAUCCAAGGACAAGAAAGCCCCCCAAGAGACCCACCAGCAAGCCUUGGAUGACCUCCAGGCAGAGGAAGACAAAGUCAACAUUCUGACCAAAGCCAAAGUUAAGCUGGAGCAACAAGUGGAUGAUCUUGAGUGUUCUCUGGAGCAAGAAAAAAAAGAUAUGGAUGGAUAUUGAGAGGACAAAGAAAGCUUGAAGGGGUUCUGAAACUGACACAAGAAUCUGCAAUGGAUCUGGAGAACGACAAGCAGCAGCUGGAGGAUCAACUGAAAAAGAAAGGCUGAGUUCAGCCAGCUUCUCACCAAAAUUGAGGACGAGCAAAGUUUGUCAGCUCAAUCUCAGAAAGAGAUCAGGGAGCUCCAGGCCUCUACUGAGGAGCUGGAAGAGGAGAUUGAGGCGGAACGUGCUGCCAGGGCUAAGGUGGAGAAACAGAGGUCUGAUCUCUCCAGGGAACUUGAGGAGAUCAGCGAGAGGAGAAGAAGCUGGUGGAGCCACCAUUGCUCAGAGUGAGGUGAACAAGAAGCGAGAGGCCGAGUUUCAGAAACUGAGACGAGACCUGGAGGAGUCAACUCUGCACCAUUUUUUUUUUACCUUUAUUUAACCAGACAAGUCAGUUAAGAACAUAUUCUUAUUUUCAAUGACGGCCUGGGAACAGUGGGUCAACAGCCUGCUCAGGGGCAGAACGACAGAUUGUCAGCUCGGGGGUUUGAACUCGCAACCUUCCGAUUACUAGUCCAACGCUCUAACCACUAGGCUACGCUGCCGCCCACUAUGAGGCUACUUCUGCUGACCUGCGUAAGAAACACGCAGACACUGUGGCAGAGCACAUUGACAAUCUGCAGCGUAUCAAGCAGAAGCUGGAGAAAGAAAAGAGUGAAGAAAAAUGGAGAUUGAUGGUCUGGUCAGCGACAUGGAAUCAGUGUCCAAAUACAAGGCAAAUUACUAGAAGAUGUGUCAUGCUCUGGAGGACCAGCUGUGCGAAUACAAGGCCAAACACAAUGAGAACACUCGCCAGCUCACUGAUCUCAAUACUCAAAGAGCAAGACUUCAAACUGAGAAUGGCAAGUUUUCCCGCCGGCUUGAAGAGAAAGAUACUUUCUCAGAUGUCAAGGACCAAGUUAUCAUUCACUCAACAAAUUGAAGAGCUGAAUAGGCAGCUUGAAGAAGAAAACAAAGGUGUCACGGCUGUUGAAAGAACUGUACCAAGGUGCAGUGUGGAAGAAGCUUGCCCAGCGACUCCAGAAUGCUGAUGCGGCCAUUGAGGCUGUGAAUGCCAAGUGUGCCUCUCUGGAGAAGACUAAGCAGAGGCUGCAGUGAGAGGUGGUGGACCUCAUGGCUCUUGUGGAGAGAGCAAAUAGUCAAGCAGCUGUCCUGGAUAAAAAGCAAAGGAUCUAUGACAAGAUUGUGGCUGAAUGGAAGCAGAAGUAUGAGGAGAGUCAAGCUGAGCUGGAAGGUUCCCAGAAAUGGUCUUGUUCCCUCAGCACUGAACUCUUCAAAAUAAAGAACUCCUAUGAGGAAUGUCUGGAGAACCUGGAGGCCAUGAAGAGAGAGAACAAGAACCUGCAACAGGAAAUAUCUGAUCUGAUGGAACAAGUUGGUGAGAAUAGCAAUGAACUGGAGAAGAACAAGAAGCAAACAGAGAAAUCUGAGAUCCAAUCUGCUCUGGAGGAGGCCGAGGCCUCUUUGGAACACGAAGAAUCCAGCCGGAGAUAACCCAGGUCAAAGAUGAGGUGGACAGGAGGCUGGCGAAGAAAGAGGAGGAGAUGGAGCAAAUCAAACUAAACAACAAGCAUGUCGUUGACACCAUCCAGUCGGUCCUAGACUCUGAGACCCUCGGCAGAAACAAUGCCCUGAAGAUCAAAAAGGAGAUGGAGACCGAUCUCAACGAGAUGGAGGUUCAGCUGAGCCACGCCAACAGGUAGGUUGUUGAGGCCCUGAAACAGCUGAGAAACGUCCAGGCAGACCACAAGCUGCACCUGGAUGAGGCUCUGCGUAGCCAGGAAGAGCUGAGGGAGCAGGCAGCCAUGGUAGAGCGCAGGAGCUCCCUGAUGCAGAUCGAAGUGGAGGAGCUGAGGGCUGCCCUGGAGCAGACGGAGAGGAGCCGCAAGAUGGUUGAGCAGGAGCUGACUGAUGCCUGUGAGAGAGUGUGGCUGCUGCAUUCCCAGAACACCAGUCUUCUCAACACCAAGAAAAAUCUGGAUGCAGAUGUCAGUUAACUUGCAAGGAGAAGUGGAGGAUGCCAUCCAGGAGGUGGCCAUGAUGGCUGAACUGAAGAAGGAGCAGGACACCAGUGGUCAUGUAGAGAGGAUUGACGAAGAACCUGGAGGUCACAGUCAAGGACCUGCAGCUCCGUCUGGAUGAGGCUGAAAACCUGGCCAUGAAGGGCGGCAAAGAAGCAGCUCCAGAAACUGGAGGCUCAGGUGCGUGAGCUGGAAUUUGAACUGGAGGCUGAGCAGAAAAGAGGAGCUGAUGCUAUGAAAGGAGUCUGAAAAUAUGAGCGGGGAGUCAAGAAGCUCACCUAGCAGACCGAAGAGGACAAGAAGACUGUCCAAAGGCUGCAGACCCUGGUGGACAAGCUGCAGUUGAAAGUGAAGGCCUACAAACGUCAGGCUGAGGAAGCUGGAGAGCAGGCCAACACCAACCUGACUAAGUGCAGAAAGAUGUAGCAUGACCUGGAGGAGGCAGAGGAGAGGGCUGACAUCGCAGAGUCCCAGCUCAACAAGAGCAGGGAUGCCGGGAAGUAAAAGCCCAGCCAUGAGUACGGACGCAGAGAUGGCCAUUUUCGGCGAGGCAGCCAUAUACCUCCGGAAACCGGAGAGAGAGAGGAUUGCCGCUCAGAACAUCCCAUUUGAUGCCAAGACAGCCUGCUAUGUGACCGACAGCAAAGAGCUGUACCUCAAAGGCAACAUCCAGAAGAGAGACGGUGGCAAAGUCACUGUAAAGAUUACUGGUGGACAAGGUGUAACAGUGACGGUGGAUGAUGUGUAUCCAAUGAAUCCUCCUAAAUUUGAUAAGAUUGAGGACAUGGCCAUGAUGACCCACCUCAACGAGGCCACUGUGCUGUAUAACCUCAAAGAGCGUUACGCAGCAUGGAUGAUCUAUACCUACUCUGGGCUGUUCUGUGUUACUGUGAACCCCUAUAAGUGGUUACCAGUCUACAACCAGGAGGUGGUAGUGGCCUAUAGAGGGAAGAAACGCAUGGAAGCCCCACCUCAUAUCUUCUCUGUCUCUGACAACGCAUAUCAGUUCAUGCUCACUGACCGAGAGAACCAGUCUGUCCUUAUCACUGGAGAAUCUGGUGCAGGGAAGACUGUGAACACUAAGCGUGUCAUCCAGUACUUUGCGACAAUCGCAGUGUCUGGGAAGAAAGAAUCUACCAGUGGCAAAAUGCAGGGCUCGCUGGAGGAUCAAAUCAUUGCAGCCAACCCUCUGCUAGAGGCCUAUGGGAAUGCCAAAACUGUGAGGAACGACAACUCCUCACGAUUUGGUAAAUUCAUCAGGAUUCAUUUUGGAACCACUGGAAAGCUAGCAUCAGCUGAUAUUGAGACAUACUUGCUGGAAAAGUCCAGAGUGACAUUCCAGCUUGCUGAUGAGAGAAGUUAUCACAUCUUCUAUCAAGUAAUGACCAACCACAAGCCAGAGCUGAUAGAGAUGCUGCUCAUCACAACCAACCCAUAUGAUUUCCCCAUGAUCAGUCAGGGGCAGAUCACUGUGACCAGCAUCGUAGACAAAAAUGAACUGGUCGCCACCGAUACUGCUAUUGAUAUCUUGGGCUUCACGCUGGAUGAAAAGAUGGGCAUCUUCAAGCUGACAGGUGCUGUGAUGCAUCAUGGGAACAUGAAGUUCAAGCAGAAGCAGAGGGAGGAGCAAGCAGAGCCAGACGGCACUGAGGUGGCUGACAAAAUUGCCUACCUCCUGGGCCUGAAUUCUGCAGAUCUGCUAAAAGCUCUCUGCUACCCCAGAGUGAAGGUUGGAAAUGAAUAUGUCACCAAGGGACAGACAGUCCAGCAGGUCCAUAAUUCAGUUAUGGCCCUGGCUAAAUCCAUCUACGAGAAGAUGUUCUUGUGGAUGGUUAUCCGCAUUAACCAGAUGUUGGACACCAAGCAGCCAAGGCAGUUCUUCAUUGGUGUCCUGGACAUCGCUGGGUUUGAGAUCUUUGACUACAACAGUCUGGAGCAGCUGUGUAUCAACUUCACCAACGAAAAACUGCAACAGUUUUUCAACCACCACAUGUUUGUGCUGGAACAAGAGGAGUACAAGAAAGAGGGAAUUGAGUGGGAGUUCAUAGACUUUGGAAUGGACUUGGCCGCCUGCAUUGAGCUCAUUGAGAAGCCAAUGGGCAUCUUUUCCAUCCUCGAAGAGGAGUGCAUGUUCCCCAAGGCUUCAGACACCACCUUCAAGAGCAAGCUGUACGACCAGCAUCUGGGAAAGACUGGCUGCUUUCAGAAGCCCAAGCCUGCCAAAGGCAAGGCCGAGGCCCACUUCUCCCUGAUGCAUUAUGCCGGAACUGUCGACUACAACAUCUGUGGAUGGCUGGACAAGAACAAGGACCCGCUGAACGAGUCUGUGGUCCAGCUGUAUCAGAAGUCUGCCGUUAAACUGCUGUCUCUCUUAUAUGCAAGCUUUACACAAGCCGAUGAUCUUAGCAAGAAAGGUGCCAAGAAGAAAGGUGGCUCCUUCCAAACAGUGUCUGCCUUGUUUCGGGAGAACUUGGGCAAGCUGAUGACAAACCUCAGAUGCACUCAUCCUCACUUUGUGCGCUGCUUGAUUCCCAACGAGUCAAAGACUCCAGGUCUCAUGGAGAAUGCCUUGGUGAUCCACCAGCUGAGGUGUAAUGGUGUGUUAGAAGGUAUCAGAAUCUGCAGAAAAGGUUUCCCAAGCAGAAUCCUGUAUGGUGAUUUCAAGCAAAGGUACAAAGUAUUGAAUGCCAGUGUUAUCCCCGAUGGCCAGUUCAUUGACAACAAGAAAGCUUCAGAGAGGCUCUUGGGAUCAAUUGAUGUGGACCACACUCAGUACAAAUUUGGGCACACCAAGGUGUUUUUUAAGGCUGGGCUGCUGGGAACUCUGGAGGAGAUGAGAGAUGAGAAGCUGGCAGCGUUGGUUACAAUGACUCAAGCGCUUUGCAGAGGCUUCGUCAUGAGGAAGGAGUUCAAAAAGAUGAUGGAGCGAAGAGAAUCUAUCUUCAUCGUCCAGUACAACAUCCGCUCCUUCAUGAACGUGAAACACUGGCCAUGGAUGAAGCUGUACUUCAAGAUCAAGCCCCUGCUGAAAAGUGCUGAGACAGAGAAGGAAAUGGCCACCAUGAAGGAAGAGUUUGCCAAGUGCAAGGAGAACCUGGCCAAGGCUGAAGCCAAGAAGAAGGAACUAGAGGAGAAAAUGGUCUCCCUUCUGCAGGAAAAUAACGAUCUUCAGUUACAAGUAGCUUCGGAAAGUGAGAACCUUUCAGAUGCGGAAGAGAGAUGUGAGAGUCUCGUCAAGAACAAGAUUCAGCUGGAGGUCAAAGCUAAAGAGCUGAGUGAGAGGCUGGAGGAUGAGGAGGAGAUCAACGCUGAGCUGACCGCCAAGAAGAGGAAGCUGGAGGACGAGUGUUCUGAGUUAAAGAAAGACAUUGAUGAUCUGGAGCUCACCCUGGUUAAAGUGGAGAAAGAGAAACAUGCCACUGAAAACAAGGUGAAAAACUUGACUGAAGAAGUGUCAACACUGGAUGAAACCAUUGUUAAAUUAUCCAAGGAGAAGAAAGCCCUCCAAGAAGCCCACCAGCAAGUCUUACAUGAUCUCCAGGCAGAGGAAGAGAAAGUCAACACUCUGACCAAAGCCAAGGCUAAGCUGGAACAGCAAGUGGACGACGUAGAGGGCUCUCUUGAACAAGAGAAGAAACAUUCCAUGGACCUUGAGAGAUCCAGGAAGAAGAUUGAGGGAGAUCUAAAACAUGCCCAGGAAUCCAUAAUGGACCUGGAGAAUGAAAAACAGCAAAUGGAUGAAAAGCAGAAGAAGAAAGACUUUGAAAUCUGUCAUCUUGCUGGGAAAAUGGAGGAUGAGCAAGCCCUUGGUGCCCAGGUGCAGAAGAAACUAAAGGAACAUCAGGCCCGUAUUGAGGAGCUGGAAGAGGAGAUUGAGGCGGAACGUGCUGCCAGGGCUAAGGUGGAGAAACAGAGGUCUGAUCUCGCCAGGGAACUUGAGGAGAUCAGCGAGAGGCUUGAAGAAGCUGGUGGAGCCACCAUUGCUCAGAGUGAGGUGAACAAGAAGCGAGAGGCCGAGUUUCAGAAACUGAGACGAGACCUGGAGGAGUCAACUCUGCACUAUGAGGCUACUUCUGCUGCCCUGCGUAAGAAACAUGCAGAAAAUAUGGCCGAGAUGGGAGAGCACAUCGACAACCUGCAGCGAGUCAAGCAGAAGCUGGAGAAGGAGAAGGGAGAAUACAAAAUGGAGAUCAGUGACCUGGUCAGCAACAUGGAGUCGGUGUCCAAAUUGAAGAGUAACCUGGAGAAAAUGUGCCGAAGUCGAAGUCUUGAAGAUCAAAUCAGCGAGCUAAAGGCCAAAAGCGACGAAAGUCAGCGAAAAGUCACUGACAUCACUGUUCAAAAAGCAAGAUUCCAAACAGAGAAUGGCGAGCUUUCUCGUCAGCUGGAGGAGAGAGAAUCACUGGUAUCCCAGCUGACCAGAAGCAAACAGGCUUUGACUUCGCAGGUGGAUGAACUGAAGAGGCUGGCUGAAGAGGAGCUUAAGGUCAAAAAUGCCCUAGCCCAUGUCCUCCAAUCGUCCCGCCAUGACUGUGACCUGCUGAGGGAGCAGUUCGAGGAGGAGCAGGAGGCCAAGGCAGAGUUGCAGCGCGGCAUGUCCAAGGCCAAUGGAGAGGUGGCUCAGUGGAGAACCAAAUACGAGUCUGAUGCCAUCCAGAGAACAGAAGAGCUGGAGGAGGCCAAGAAGAAGCUUGCCCUGCGUCUUCAGGAUGCUGAAGAGACAAUUGAGGCUGUGAACGCUAAGUGUUCCUCUCUGGAGAAGAGCAAGCAGAGGCUGCAGGGAGAGGUGGAUGACCUGGUGAUUGAUCAGGAGAAAAAUAAUGCAUGGGCUGCUAACCUGGACAAAAGGCAAAAGAACUUUGACAAGGUUUUGACCGAAUGGAAGCAGAAGAAUGAGGAGAGUCAGGCUGAGCUGGAAGGUUCCCAGAAAGGGUCUCGUGCUAUGAGCACUGAGCUCUUCAAAAUUAAGAAUUCUUACGAGGAAUGUCUGGAUCAGCUGGAGACCAUGAAAAGAGAGAACAAGACGCUGCAGCAGGAGGUCACAGACCUGAGUGAUCAGCUUGGUGAGACUGGGAAGAGCAUCCAUGAAGUGGAGAAGGCCAAGAAGAUUAUAGAGACUGAGAAUGCAGAGAUCCAGACAGCUCUUGAGGAAGCAGAGGCCUCUCUGGAGCAUGAGGAGUCCAAGAUCCUACGUGUGCACCUGGAGCUGGCCCAGGUCAAAGGUGAAGUGGGCAGGAAGCUAGCGGAGAAGGACGAGGAGAUGGAUAAGCUAAAAUGCAACAGCCAGAGGUUGAUUGAGUUCAUGCAGAGCACUCUGGAAGCUGAGGUCAGGGGCAGAAAUGAUGCUCUCAGGUUCAAACGCAAAAUGGAGGCUGAUCUUAACGAGAUGGAGGUCCAGCUGAGUCAUGUCAACCGGCAGUCUGCUGAGGCCCAGAAACAGCUGAGGAAUGUCCAGGGACAACUUAAGGAUGCCCAGCUGCACCUGGAUGAGGCUCUGCGUAGCCAGGAGGACCUGAGGGACCAGGCAGCCAUGGUAGAGCGCAGGAGCUCCCUGAUGCAGGCCGAAGUGGAGGAGCUGAGGGCUGCCCUGGAGCAGACGGAGAGGAGCCGCAAGAUAGCCGAGCAGGAACUGACUGACGUCUGUGAGAGAGUGGGGCUACUGCAUUCCCAGAACAUCAACCUGAUGAGCACCAAAAAGAAGCUGGAUGCUGACCUCACCCAACUCCAGGCUGAGGUUGAGGAUGCUGUCCAGGAGGCCAGGAAUGCAGAGGAGAAAGCAAAGAAGGCAAUCACGGAAGCAGCCAUGAUGGCUGAGGAGCUGAAGAAGGAACAGGACACCAGCGCUCACCUGGAGAGAAUGAGGAAAAACCUGGAGGUCACAGUCAAGGACCUGCAGGUCCGUCUGGACGAGGCUGAGAACUUGGCCAUGAAGGGAGGCAAGAAGCAGCUCCAGAAACUGGAGACCAGGGUGCGAGAGUUGGAGGGAGAACUGGAGACUGAGCAGAGGAUGGGAGUUGAUACCAUCAAAGGAGUCAGGAAAUAUGAGAGGAGAGUCAAGGAACUCUCCUACCAGGCAGAGGAGGACAAGAAGAAUGUCUUCAGACUCCAGGACCUGGUGAACAAGCUGCAGCUGAAAGUAAAGGCAUACAAACGCCAGGCUGAGGAAGCUGAAGAGCAGGCUAACACCCACCUGAAUAAGUUCAGGAAAGUGCAACAUGAACUGGAGGAGGCAUCCGAGAGGGCUGAUCUCGCUGACUCCCAGGUCAACAAGAUGAGAGCCAAGAGCAGAGACAUGGGCUCAACGGUUUGUUUGAAAUGAUACCUUUACAGAUAAAGUUGUUUAGUAAUGCCACUGUAUUCAUAGGUAGUGAAUGAUAUCAAAUGUUUUUCUCCAAACAGAGCAAAGAAUAGCGAAGAGAAGAUAUGACUCAGAAGACUCCUAAAAUAGGAGUUUUGAAUGACUUAUGUACUACGCAUGCUUGGCUCACUGUAUGUGCUGUAUUAUUAAACUCACAUAAUAUGAUAUAAGCUCCUUGGAAAGAAUAAUGCAUUUCUACCUGAAGUAUUCUGGCGCCGCCUUGUGGUUAACACCCGGUUUUAUUUGUUUUAUCUUACCUCCACUAUUUUACUUCAAGAUUGCGACACUAAGAUUACUUUCAACCUAAUAAAUAUGGCUAUACUGUGUGUUACAAAGAGCAUAGGCUCGCCUACCAAGAUUGUGAGAUCUGCACUACGUUUAAUUGCAAAAUAAAUUGUGGCACACAAUUCAAAAGUA
Messenger RNA from Oncorhynchus keta (chum salmon), 9035 nucleotides. Its product is annotated as myosin heavy chain, fast skeletal muscle-like. The record is from RefSeq and is a predicted model, not a curated record. Gene Ontology annotation, cellular component: myosin complex. Lineage: Eukaryota; Metazoa; Chordata; Actinopteri; Salmoniformes; Salmonidae. Bases 2688 to 8579 code for a protein of 1963 amino acids. The transcript is spliced from 54 exons. Gene Ontology annotation, molecular function: cytoskeletal motor activity; ATP binding; actin filament binding.